UAACCUAACCUAACUCUAAUCCUAAUGUAUAAAGUUUUGUACAAACUGUUAAAGUUGAACGAAACUGAGAGAUUAACAUAUUAAAAUUAAUUGAUAAAAUUUAAUGACUUGAACAUGUUGGGACGUGUGCAUUAUGGAAAAUAUUUCAAAAAAUAUUUCACGCAACAAAACUAUACAAAAUCUCAAUAUCUUCGAAUGUGUCGCGCAAUUCAUGAAACUCUUGUGCUCUCACAUGCUUCUGUAGUUAAUACAAAUGCAGCCGAGAGAGCUUCAACAAACCAUAAGCCACUGAGGAAUGUUAGAGAUGGACCUUCUCUGAAAGAUUUUUUAGGAUCAUCAAUUAUUGACAUGCCCAAUGAAAAAUCUGUUCCAUAUAUACCGGACAUUUGUGGCGAAAAUCAAAAAGUGUACUUUGAAAUUUAUGGUUGCCAAAUGAAUGUAAAUGACGCUGAUAUAAUAUGGUCAAUACUGAAAUCUCAUGGUUACAAACAAACGCAAGAUUUGAAUAAUGCUGAUAUUAUAUUGCUUGUUACCUGUUCUAUCAGGGAAAAUGCUGAGCAAAAAGUAUGGAACAAGUUGGAGCACUUAAAUGGCAUAAGAAAGAAGAAGAAGAAACAUAUGAAAAUUGGUCUUUUAGGAUGUAUGGCUGAACGUUUAAAGACUAAAAUAUUAGACAAAGGAAAGCUUGUAGAUGUGAUAGCGGGUCCCGAUAGUUACAAGGAUUUACCAAGACUUUUAGUAAGGACGGACAAUGAAACAGCUAUUAAUGUUGUAUUAUCGUUUGAUGAGACCUAUGCAGAUGUCAUGCCAGUUAGGCUUGAUCAAGAUUCUGUUACGGCAUAUGUUUCCAUAAUGAGAGGUUGUGAUAAUAUGUGUACUUACUGUAUCGUUCCAUUUACAAGAGGAAGAGAAAGAUCUCGCCCGAUUACGAGUAUACUUGACGAAAUUCGACAAUUGUCGGAUGAAGGAGUAAAGGAAAUAACUCUCCUUGGACAAAAUGUGAAUAGUUACAGAGACUUGUCGCAAUCGAAACUUGUGUUUACUGAUAGAGAGACUCGUCUUGCCAAAGGUUUUAAAACGGUUUACAAAAAUAAAAAGGGUGGUUUAAGAUUCAGCGAUCUUUUGGACAAAGUUUCUUUAAUAAACCCAGAAAUCAGAAUAAGGUUUACAUCACCCCAUCCCAAGGAUUUUCCCGACGAGGUGUUACAUUUGAUAGCCGAAAGAUCUAAUAUCUGUAAACAGAUUCACUUACCUGCUCAAAGUGGCAAUUCCGCGGUUUUAGACAGAAUGCGAAGAGGAUACACUAGAGAAGCGUAUUUGGAUUUGGUACACCAUAUACGUGAUGUUCUUCCAAAUAUACACUUGUCUAGUGAUUUUAUCGCUGGAUUCUGCGGAGAGACCGAGGAAGAAUUUCAAGAUACGUUAUCGCUAAUAGAAAAAGUCAAGUACAAUACUGCCUACUUGUACGCUUACAGCAUGCGUGAGAAAACUGCGGCGCAUCGACGAUACAAGGACGAUGUAGAGUCGCAUGUGAAGCUAGAGCGUUUGCAUCGCAUGAUUGCAUUAUACAGAAAGGACAUAGAAAAGUUAAAUAAGACGCAGAUAGGCCAGCAUCAACUCGUUCUUGUGGAGGGUUCAAGUAGGAGAUGUGAUGAAAAGUUACAAGGCAGAAAUGAUGGUAAUAUGAGAGUAAUAUUAUCAUCCAUGGUUGUUCCAAUCAAUCAACAUUCUGCUACAACAAGACAGGUACAGGCUGGUGAUUAUGUCGUUGUACGAGUCGAUGACGCCAAUUCUCAGACUUUACAAGGAACACCUUUGUGUCAUUCUUCAAUUAUUGAAUACUCAUCAAAUGAACAGUGAUCGUUGUAUUAUAUUAAUUAGCAAGAACUACGUUUGUACAAUAUGUAUUUUCCAGCACUGUAAGUAGACACACAUGUCUAAUGUACAUUAUUAACUAAUAAUAAAAUAUUCUCAAACGUUUGUCCUCAAAA
Linepithema humile (Argentine ant) is the source of this 1991-nucleotide messenger RNA. Lineage: Eukaryota; Metazoa; Arthropoda; Insecta; Hymenoptera; Formicidae. The record is from RefSeq and is a predicted model, not a curated record.